UCAUCCACCUGCUGGAAUCCCAGCUGUCAGAGAAGCCCCUGCCGCUGGGGUCCCUGCUGGCUUUGCGGCUGCACCAGCCGGCCACUGGGGAGGUGCAGUGGCUGCACCAGGACACCACCAUGUUCCAGGUGGUCGAGAAGUACCUCCCGCAGCACAACACCAGCGACUGGAGGUUUGAACUGAGGGUGCGUUAUCUCCUCAGCAACCUUAAAGAGUUCUACGAAAAGGACCCAGUGCUCUUCGCAUACUUUUAUAAACAGGUACAGAGUGAUUUCCUGGUGAAGUGUAACGACAUUGACCAAGAUCUGGCAAUUCAUCUAUGUUGCUUAGAAAUUAGGAGGUUCUGGAAAGACAUGACCCACGCGGCACUCGACAAGAAAUCCAACUACGAGCUCAUAGAGAAGGAGAUUGGGCUGCACAAGUUCCUGCCAGCUAACGUGAUAACAUCGAACAAGCCCAAGACCCUGAGGAAGCUGAUCCAGGCUCAGUUCAAGAAGUGUUCCCAGCUGAGCGAGGACAAGUGCAUGUUCCGGUUCCUGGAGCUGGUCCGGCCCGUGCUGCCCUACGACCGAGAGACCUUCCCGUGCGCGCUCGGGACUGGCUGGAGUGUUCCAGUGGAACUGGUGGUGAACCAGGAGCUUGGCAUUGGCUAUCUCACCGACCGCAAGGGACUGACCAACCACAUUGCCAACUUCCAGCAAGUGCAGAGCAUACAGACCAUUGUAAACGACGCUAGUCCCAAACCCGUCCUCCAGCUCAAGAUUGCCGGGGCUUCGGAGGUGCUGAGCAUCUCCUGCCCGUCAUUAGCGAUUGCAGAGAGCAUCGCCGAUCUCGUCGACGGAUACUGCCGCCUGAUUCAGGGCACCCAGGCGUCUUUCUGGACCAGGAAAGAUGCACAUCCACCUAAAUACAGGUCAGGCUUCAAGCACAGGAAUCAUUCCAGUUCGGCCGACGCCAAGAAACAUGGUGUAUCGGAGGAUUAUGCAGAGAUUGUGGAUGAAGAAGGAGAUUAUUCAACACCAGCAACCAAAGACUACGAGCUGUGCCGGUCAAACAUCGUGCUGGGCGACAUCAUCGGAGAAGGGCAGUUUGGAGACGUCCACAAGGGCACCUACGUUCUGAAGGCAGACAACCAAGUUGUGCCGGUGGCAAUCAAGACCUGCAAAGUGGAGACGGAGGAGGCGAUGGGAGAGAAAUUCCUCGAAGAGGCCUACAUCAUGCAGCAGUUCGACCACCCCCACAUCAUCAGGCUGGUCGGCAUCUGCUCUGACUCUCCGAUCUGGAUAGUCAUGGAGCUCGCCAAACACGGAGAGAUGCGAGCCUACCUGCAGAGCAACAAGCACCGGCUAGACCUGGCCACCUUGAUCCAGUACGCCUACCAACUGAGCACUGCUCUCUCGUACCUCGAGAGCAAGAAGUUUGUGCACAGGGACAUAGCGGCACGCAACGUCCUGGUCUCGUCUCACGACUGCGUGAAGCUGGGGGACUUUGGGCUGUCGCGUUGGGUGGAGGACCACUCGUACUACAAGGCGUCGCGGGGAAAGCUGCCCAUCAAGUGGAUGGCGCCCGAAUCCAUCAACUUCCGGCGCUUCACCGCCGCCAGCGACGUCUGGAUGUUCGGUGUGUGCAUGUGGGAGAUCCUGAUGCUGGGGGUGAAGCCCUUCCAGGGAGUGAAGAACAAUGACGUGAUUGGGCGCAUCGAGGACGGGGAGAGGCUGCCUCUGCCCCCCGACUGCCCACCCCGCCUGUACAGCCUCAUGUCCCAGUGCUGGUCGUACGAACCGUCCAAGCGGCCCUGCUUCAGGGACGUCAAGCAGGUGCUCAGCGAAAUCCUGUCCGAGGAACGAAGGCAGCUGGAGGACACCAUGCGCAGGGAAAAUCGCCGAGUUCAAGCCAUGUCCUGGGGAUCUUCUGGGUCAGACGAACCGCCGCCAAAGCCCUCGAGGCACCCCUUGGACCGUAGCGGCAGCAGCGGCGGUGCCCAGACCCCGACCCCCACCGUGGGCACCUACAUCGUGGCGCAGACCCCUGAAGUCCUGGCGCAGCUGCUUCAAGAGAACGACGGCAGCCUCCCGCCGGCGUGGGCCUACGUGGCGCCAGCGUCGCCCACCAACACCUUCACGGUACAGGACGUUGGUAGCGGGAGUAGCGGCACCAACGCCGGGGGAGGCAGCAUGGCUGGGAGCGGUAGCUUCCCGGGCGGAGGCGGUAGCAGCAGCGCGGCCGAGAGCACGACCUCGUCGUCUGCUUCUCCCCGCGCGGCCGCGGCGACCUCGUCAUCCGGCCGCAGGUCGAGCCUUGCCUCACAGGAUCUCGUGAUAGAGCAAGAAAGCUACGACAACCUUGUGGAAACGGACCAGCACGAAGUGUUGGAGCAGCGGCUGCUCGAAAUGAAGCUCCAGAGCCAACAGCGAGAGACGGAAGAGGACUCCAGGUGGCUGAGCCAGGAAGCAACACUCUUUGAUCCGUUGCCCACGACGCCAACCCGGGUGCGAGCAUCGUGCAGCGAUUGGUCGGAGACGGACAGCAUGGGAACGACCAAUGGGACGAGCCCCACCUCACCAGCGGCGGCUAGUCCCCGGGUCUUUGGAACAGAGGCCUCCAACGGCACUCUGGAGUACUCCAUGGUAGACAAGAAGUCGAAGUGCCAGAUUCAGAGGUCGGAGGCGGCCACGGCCCCCUUGACCGCUUCGCAGCCGUCACGGCACCACCCGCCCACCGUGGAGAUGGACCGCACGGACGACCGGGUCUAUGAGAGCACAACCAGGGUUGUCCGGUCGGUCAUGGUCCUCUCGCAAGGGGUGACGGAGGCGAGGGUGGACGACUACUUGGACUACGUCAAGAACGUCGGCAUUGAACUUCGAAACCUGCUGGCCAGCGUUGACGAGCUUAUGACCUUCUUUCCACUUUGGUCCAAAAAAGAGGUUGAGAUGGCACAUCGCGUCCUCAGUAAAGACAUGGCAAAUCUAGUUCAAGCCAUGAAGUUGGCUGUCAAGUACUCAAAGACGACUCUGGACGCGGAAUACCGCAAGGGCAUGUUGGGGUCAGCGCAUGCGCUCGCACUGGACGCCAAGAACCUUCUGGAUGUCGUCGACUCUGUGCGACUUCGGAUACAAGUGCCAACGUCUCCGACCUCGCCGUUGGCUUCGGCUACGAGCAGGAACGGACAGGCAGCUUCUUUAUCGCCUACCUUGGAUGGCGACGAAGUCGUCUGCUCGGCACCUUCCCCAUUGGUGACGGCUGGAAACGACCUCGAGCCAAACUAUGACGUCGCCUGAAUGUCGGUGAGGCGACGUUAUUGUGAUGUUGCCUGGCCGUUGGCGACACAACAUGGCUACAAUGCCCCGUCAACGUCGGCAACGCAGUCUGGUUUCAACGUUGCCUUGACGGCAGCGAUGCGACGUGGCUUGAUUGGAACUGUGGCUGCCCCAAAAGGGUUACCGGCUGCAUCGUGAACUGAAUUUAGUUUUUGUCAAAAUAACUUUAAAAGUUUGGGGUGUCACUUUGCGAGGGGUGGCAGCUCUGUGAGGGUCGGCCCCAAAAGCCAUUUAUGCUAAACACAUCUCGUUUAAUGCCGUAGCCAGCGGCUUGCGAAUUGGGUCACGUUUUCCCGACGGAAGCGGAACGACCACUGCAGGUGGUCUCGUCCCGCUUAGUCCGACUGCCUGGCGAUUCAUUUUUGCAGUAGCCCGAACGACGUACAAGUACAAUGUCUCAAGCAUAUCUGCUUCGGCAGUGCCAUGCACCUAACAAAAAGUUUGGAUUGCCAAGCGUCGGAAAACUCGCCGUAACCGUUUUGUAGCCGGCGGUAUCGCCACAGUUCUGUUCCCAAAAUGCCGAGCUACUAGAAGAGUGUUGUGGUGUGGCAGUACUGUGACUUGUCGUGCUUAUAUUUUUCUUUGCACGCUGCAGUAUGUCGGCGUUUGCAGGUUUCAGGUUGUGCACAAGAGUGAAAGCAAUCUCGACUGUUUUUUCGAGAUUUGAAUGGCGGGGGUUGGGGGGGAACGGCAGGAAAUGUCCCACUAGACUUUAACGACAGCAUUUAUUUACGACGGCAUCUGCUGCUCAGCAGAAAGGGUUGAACGUUUGGUUAAAUCCAUUUUUGUUGCGUUUUUAUUUACUCGAAGGUUAGCAGCUCUGUCCAGUUUAAUAUAAUUUGUUGCUCUAACGAUCGCGGCACUGAAUCAUGACGUCUCGCCGAGCCCAGUUUGCCAUUACGUUUGCGUGAUAGGAAUCUUUUUCUUAACGGCACACCGCAUAAUGGAGCUUACUAGGAUGUCCUAACCUUGCGGGAUAUUUUCUUCGGGCUUGUCCGAAUCACUUCGAUGUCCUAACCUACCGUCGUGAAUCAUCGCGUAUGGUGGCGGGCUGCGAACAUCGCGUCCGGGGCUUUCAAUUUGCACUGUCGUCCGUCGUUUUUACAUUGUCCGUUUUUAGAUCAUAUUCAUAGCAGCUAUUAUUACAGAUUUUAUAGGUAUGUUUUUUUAAUGCCACCGCAAAUGCAGCUUACUUAAACCCUCUUGUGAGAGUGCGUGAAGUGUUCGACAACAUAACCUCCUCAGCCCCCAUGACGGGCGCAAACCUAAUUUAGUUUCAGUUGGGAAUUCAUACAUUGAGCCUAAAGUUUAUUGUUUCUCAUUUGUGGUUGUUUUUUUUUUUUAAUGGAAAAGAAAAUGAAGGCAACUGAGUGACCUCUUUUCACGUAGCAGCUUUUUCGUCAACAGAGUCCUUUAUACCCAACUACCACUGACUAGUCACCCUGUAAACAUCAGCUUAACCAGCCUUAACUAGCCAUGUACAUCCCUGACAGGUAUGUCAUUACACCGAGUCCUGUAAAUACUUUUUUGACCUUUUUUUAUCACUUGUGUAAUAGCGUGUUUCGAGGUUAUAGUGCACCACUUCGACGACCAGGGGUGAAGUUGUGCCGUUCUUUGUGUCGGAAUGAGAUUUCGCUCGGCAUUUGGCCUCGAAGAGAGACAGGAUGACUGCGUCUGAAAAAAGGAAAAAGGAAGAACGCGAACGGAAGGAUGAAAACUAGAGUACUAUAUAUAAAUGUGCAUUGCCGCCGCAUCUUCGCAAAGAACGAGAUUGGUGUUUUAAAGAGAGAUUCCCAAACACUUUGUUCGGGAUGACUCUGUGUCAGUCUACUAAAUAUCGGAGUGCAUUCUUGAGAAUGUGGGAUAGGAACCGCCUGUCUCUUUGGUAUACAUUUCAAAGGCGCUCGAAGUAUGUAGCAUUUGUAGGUCCCUUUUGCCUCUCUGUGCCCGUCGUUCUCACUGUGCAGCUACGUCUGUCGCGUGGCAUUGCAGUGUCGCGUAACUCGACAUUACAAUGUGACGUGACGGUGUCGUGCGACGUCACACCACCGUGACUGUGACGCCACUGUGACGUGGUCGAAUUUACAUCCUGGCACAGAUGCGAAAGCGAAAAAAGCUCGCCCUGUAAAUGCUACGCAGUUAAAAUGGUGGCUUUCGGCCAUUUCAGCGGUAAUACGGCGCUACAGAGGUUUUUCAGACAAAGCACAAAAGUAGCAGAAGUUAGUAGGAGGUACUUGCAUCAGUAGCAAGUGUUUUGCCGAGAAACUUUGCCUUCUCUGGGCAAAGUCUCUUGAUAUGAUGUCAGUUAGCAGCAUGAGGCUUUGAGGAAGUUCGUUUUUCGGGUAGCAAGAUUUUUCGGCAAGCUGCACGAUGACGUCGCCCUUAAAUGGCCGCCCGUCGUGAGGGAAGUACAAACUUGUACCUUAGCGUAAGCCUCCUGCUAGCUACUGAAAGGUCAAUAUCCCCUCCGGGCUAGUCUUGUAGGAUUGAUGACGCUACUGUUGAAAAGAAUGUGCCUUGCAUGUUGCGAAGCUGAUCGAAUUUGCUCUUUCCGUCGACUGAAUUGAACAUCCCUCAGAAUUGAAGUGUACCGGCACGAGUGGAGCUAAAAGGCAAAGGUGGUGUCACGAGCUGCAAUCUUGAGUGUCAUCCAUAAAAAAGAACAAGGGUAGGUGUGUGUGCGUGUGUGUGUGUGUAUUGUUGCUUUUUUUUUUUUUUAAGAUGAGAGCUGGAGAAGUUUAAGAAAGCAGGGCCCAUGUUGCUGCAUGCUAUAUCAUAAUAAAUUAUCGCCGCGACCAAACUUAUGAGCAUACUUUACAAAGUAUAUGCAAAUAUAUGUGUAUAUUGCAAAAGCAA
This is a messenger RNA of Ixodes scapularis (black-legged tick), 6173 nucleotides long. RefSeq names its product focal adhesion kinase 1 (gene Fak). Gene Ontology annotation, molecular function: ATP binding; protein tyrosine kinase activity. Bases 120 to 3278 code for a protein of 1052 amino acids. Lineage: Eukaryota; Metazoa; Arthropoda; Arachnida; Ixodida; Ixodidae. The transcript is spliced from 27 exons. The record is from RefSeq and is a predicted model, not a curated record. Gene Ontology annotation, cellular component: cytoskeleton; focal adhesion. Gene Ontology annotation, biological process: signal complex assembly; protein phosphorylation.